CGCAAUUACACACACAGACCGGCAGGGGGCGCUGUGAGAGACUCCCAGUCUCUGUGGUCGCUUUCUGGUCCCAUGAAUGAGUCACUCCGUGCGGUGUCGCAGUGUUUACACUCCGGGUGUGUAGCAUGGACCCGAUACGAGGGUUCCGGGAGGCUGUGCGCAGAAUGUGAUUAUACUGACAGUUCCCGGCCCAGUGAUGGCUUUCCCGGCCGGUGACGGAUCCCUGAGGCCGCUGCAGAGAGCCAUGCAGCUGGCGAACAGAGCCAUCCAGAUGGACACUGGCAACCGGCACCGGGAGGCCUAUGUGGGAUAUUUGAGGAGUGUGAAUUUUAUUUCCCAAGUCCUGGCUGAGGAAGCCGAGCAUAAAGCGAGCGACGCUCUGAGCUCAGACUCCCACAAGCUGCUGAAGCUGGCAGAGCAGUGUCUGGAGAGGGCGCGGACGACCGCUGACAAACUGGGUAAAACUGAUGUGGACGUAAUUUCGCUGAAAAAUCAUAUCAUUGAAGUCCCUGAUCCUCCACCCACUGCUGAUGUUCCUAACCCUGCACCUGCUACCACUACAACAUCUACAUCCAUAAAGUCUCGUCCUUCUUCUGGUCGUUUGUGGGGUCACCGUAGAGCUUGCUCAGACGAGGUCCAGAAGCUCGACUCUUUUCCAAGUCCAGAGGUUUUCCAGAUGCUCCGAGCAGCCGAGGCUCAGAGCUACAGAAAGGAGCUCACACCUCUGGAGGAGGCCUCCAUAGAAAACCAGAAGCUUAGAGCGGCAUACGAGGUCCGUCUGGCCAGACUAAACCCCAGGCAGGCCGCUCAGAAAACCUCCCUGACCCUCUCGCUCCAGCGAAAAAUGAUGGAGAAUCUGGUGAUAGCUAAGGCCAGGGAAGAGACUCUGCAGAGAAAAGCAGAGGAGCGCCGGCUGAGACUUCAAGGAGAGUCAAAUAGACGCUUCUCCAAAAACAAGCGGAUGACCCCAGAGGAGGAAGAGCAGAAGAGGCUGUACACUGCCGUCCUGGAAUAUGAACAGGAUUAUGAGUGGCCGAAGCUCUGCAAGGCGAAGAUUAAGAGCAGUCCCAGUGACGCAGUUCCGCUUUCCAGCUACGUUUACCAGAUCCUCAGCACCGCUGAUCAUCCGAUUGCCAAACUUUUAAUACGUCUCCAGUGCCAGAUAUACAGCCACAUAUACCCGGCUAUCAGUAAAGAUCCCACCAAGGAAAGAUCAGCCUCCAGGCUCUGUCGCCGGUCUCUCCCCGUGGACCCUGUCUCCUUACCAGCCCCCAGCACGUCUCUACUGAAGUCAUCGCAGAGCUUACACUGCCUACCCGAGUCUCCCCGUCCCUCCAUCCAGCACAGCCGCUCUGUAGGUGAGGAGCUCGAGUGCAGAUUACUUCCUUGGAGCAGCCCGCCAGACGGGGAGAAGAAUAAAGACAUUGAAAGCUCAUUUGAGGACUUGGAACUGCUACUGUCACCUACACACCUCACACACCUCACAAGCCCGGAGGCACUGCAGAGACUAACCGCAUCACAGCACUUAAAGGUCGUGGUGAAAGAGAUUCACAAUGCCAGAGACUUGCUGCUGUCCUCUAUCGAGGUCUCUCUGGAUCUUCCUACGACCCCGAACAUUAAGGAAGUGUGCCUGGAAUGCUUAGAGGAAGCCUUCUUCCCAGCUCUGUGGCCGGCGCUAGUGUCUCUCUACAGGCAGGUGCUGUCUGCAAAGGAGGAAUCUCUGCUCCAAAUCAUGGACUUGUACAGCACAGCUGGACCAUCUGUGGUGGGGGUCUCCAAGAAGCUGUACCACCAAGAUAUGAAGGAGCCGUACAGAGCGGCUGUAGAAGAUCUGGUACAAGUGUGCCACCAGCGCCUGCCGCAGAGGAAGCUGGAGUGCAUCGUGAAGACGCUGCGUGGGAUCUGUGAGUGCACAGAGGAGUUCAGCACCGCCCCCGGGACUGCUGCCAUUGGGGCGGACGACCUGCUGCCCAUCCUGGCAUUUGUGGUGCUGAGAAGCCGCAUGUCCCAUUUGCUAUCGGAGUGUGCUGCUCUGGAGGAAUUUAUACAUGAGGGCUCCCUGAUUGGAGAAGAGGGAUACUGUCUGACAUCUCUGCAGAGCGCGUUGGCUUAUCUAGCCACUCUUCCCGUGCCGCCAACGUCACCACUUACUGUGGAAGGAUGAAGAAGAUGAAGAAACUAUUUAUGCUACAGCUGCAUCUGUCCUGUGGACUAGUCUAACUGUAUUAGGCACCUUAUGUCUGUGAAUAAAGAUAUUCUGCGACUGGCUGCUCCCAAGCCUGCAAAUGUGAAGUACUCCUGGUAAAUUCCACGUGCAAUGCAUUGUCUCAUGGGGGUCAUUCCGAGUUGAUCGUAGCUGAAGCUACGAUCAUUCACACUGACGUGCGGGGGGACGCCCGGCACAGUGCUAGCCCGCCCCGCAUGUCAGUGCCCCCCCGCAGAAGUGCAAAGGCACCUUUGCACUUCAAGAGUAGCUCCCAACCAGCGCAGCUUUAGCGUGCUGGCCGAGAGCUACUUGUCGCUCCCCGGCCCGCAGCGGCUGCGUGUGCUGUCACACAGCUGCCGCGUCCCCCCCCCAACGGUCCGGCCACGCCUGCAUUGUCUGAGGAAUAGGUAUACGUCCAAGCUCUGUGUACGGUCUAGACUCUCAGCACUGGGGGGCUGCGCAGCUGCACUGUGCUGUAUAUGCAGAGAGUGCAGCCGCAGCUAUAAUAUCACUGGACCUGCUCUGCGGCAGCUAUUGUAUACUCUGGAGACGCUGGCAAGUCAGUGACCUGACAAGACUGACAUUCCCGCAGCACCUAGUAAUGAUUAUCCAGUGAUGAUUGCAUUGCAAUACACUAUUUAUGUGUCCAGUCUGCUGUCUAGGCACGGACAGGCAUCCUCCAGCUAUCAGGCUCUUGUGGCAGUGCAAGUCUCUGCUUGCUGGGACUUGUAGUUCCACAGCAUCUUGAGAGCUGUGAGUUGCCUUUCUCAAGAAUGAGGUUCUCUGAGAUUCCGCUGUUACUUUUGUCCUUGUAAUAAACUUAUUUCUUUUAUUA
Molecule: messenger RNA, 3041 nt
Organism: Pseudophryne corroboree (corroboree frog)
Lineage: Eukaryota; Metazoa; Chordata; Amphibia; Anura; Myobatrachidae
Gene: VPS9D1
Product: VPS9 domain containing 1
Exons: 15
Coding region: 197-2164 (655 amino acids)
Biological process (GO): vesicle-mediated transport
Cellular component (GO): endocytic vesicle; cytosol
Molecular function (GO): small GTPase binding; guanyl-nucleotide exchange factor activity
Source: RefSeq, a predicted model, not a curated record